CCGAAGCUAAAGCGCUUUUCUUCAGCUCCCGCGGGACCCCUGACUCAUGCCCACUAUAAAAACCUUUGAAAAUCCCAAAAAAAUCCCUAAUUUCGAAGUCGUUAACUCCUUAUUAUUUGGAAUUUCAAAAUUUUUGCGCGCACAUACAAAAACCCUAAGCUAGAUUGCACGUUUCCCGGGCUGGCUGACUCUCCGAUCGUCGUCGUUCUACGAUGAUGAGCAGAAAAACCAGCAGCAGCUGCGCUAUAUGUGAGUGUUCCAAUAACGCUUCUAUUUGCGCCGUUUGUGUCAAUUUCAGAUUAAAUGAGUACCGCAGUUUUUUAAAAUCAUUGAAGAGUCGCCGGGAUUUCUUGUAUGCCAGAUUGAGUGAAGUGCUUGUAGCAAAGGGGAAGGCAGACGAUCAAACGAAUUGGAGAGUGCUUCACAAUGAUAAGCUUGUAAAGUUGAAGGAGAAGCUCCGUCGUAAUAAGCAACAAUUUGUGCAAGGGAAGGCUAAGAUUGAGAGGGUGUCCUAUGAUUUAACAGUAAAAUAUGGGAUGCUUGAAUCAGCCAGUUCUACGCUGAAAAAGUAUCGUGCGGAACAACUGGAAAAGUUCUAUCCUAACCUAAUUUCCACUCAGACCUUAGGGCAUAUGGCAAUCACCGCUGAACGUCUUCAUAAACAGCCUGUGGUCAUAAAACAAAUAUGCAAAUUGUUCCCCCUACGUCGGGUGAUCAUAGAUGGCGAAAGAAAAGAUGGGUCUACUGGUCAAUACGAUAAAAUCUGCAAUGCACGCUUACCAAGAGGACUUGAUCCUCACUCUGUUCCAUCGGAAGAGCUUGCUGCAUCUUUGGGCUACAUGGUGCAACUUCUGAAUCUUGUUGCUCAGAACUUGGCUGCCCCAGUGCUUCAUAACUCUGGUUUUGCGGGUUCUUGUUCUCGAAUAUGGCAACGAGAUUCUUAUUGGGAUACACGUCCGUCUUCUAGAAGCUACGAAUAUCCCCUUUUUAUACCACGCCAAAAUUAUUGCUCCAGUAGUGGGGAAAAUUCGUGGUCUGACAGAAGCUCAAAUAAUUUUGGUGUUGCUUCAAUGGAAUCUGAGAGGAAGCCACGCCUGGAUUCUUCUGGUAGUAGUAGCUUUAAUUAUUCUUCUGCUUCUCUACAUUCGGUUGAAACACACAAGGACUUACAGAAAGGGAUUUCACUUCUCAAGAAAAGUGUGGCAUGCUUGACAGCAUCCUGUUUUAACUCGUUAUGUUUGGAUGUCCCUUCUGAGGCAUCUACUUUUGAAGCAUUUGCAAAGUUAUUGGCCAAACUAUCUUCAACCAAGGAAGUUCGAUCUGUUUUCUCUGGCAAAAUGGCUUGUUCAAGGUCUUGUAAACAAGUUGAACAAUUGAACAAAUCUGUAUGGAAUGUGAAUUCUGCCAUUUCCUCAACCACUCUAUUGGAAAGUGCUCAUACACUGCCUACCAUGAAAAACAUUUCUGAAAACUUUUCAAAUUUUGCUGCCAGUUUUCCUUAUGCCACUCAGUUGUUUGAUGUUGGAAAGAAUGAAUGCCUCAUUGAAGAAUGGGAUAUUGUGGAGCAUCCCACUUUUCCUCCUCCUCCAUCACAAACUGAGGAUGUUGAGCAUUGGACUCGAGCCAUGUUCAUUGAUGCUACAAAGAAAUGAUCUGGUCCUAUAACAGUCUUCUACUUUUUUUGAUAGGUUGAUGGAAGAAGAUGCUCAACAAGAGAUGAAGAUGGCAUGGAAAACUUCUGUAACUCGUGUAAAUAGAGAGAUUCUCAAAAAAAUUGUGCAUAUAAUUGUAAGGAAGAAAUCUGAAGGGUAGACUUAUUGAUAUGUGUUCAUUUAGUUUUAUCCAAUUAAAUUAUAUAAAGAUGGUAAGGUUUACCCUUUCCUACAAUGAAAUUGAUUCGUUAA
This is a messenger RNA of Alnus glutinosa, 1904 nucleotides long. RefSeq lists its product as uncharacterized. Gene Ontology annotation, molecular function: SNARE binding. NCBI's taxonomy places the organism in Eukaryota, Viridiplantae, Streptophyta, Magnoliopsida, Fagales, Betulaceae. Bases 213 to 1652 code for a protein of 479 amino acids. The transcript has 14 exons. Gene Ontology annotation, biological process: SNARE complex assembly. Gene Ontology annotation, cellular component: lytic vacuole; endosome. The record is from RefSeq and is a predicted model, not a curated record.